GGGUGACAGGAGCAGCAAUAAACCCGUGCGUAAAUCAGUUGGAAACUUUAAUUAAUAAACAGGAACUGCGCUCCACUCACAUCAUUCCACAGCCAGACCCAGUGGACCAGGACUACGACACACUUCCGGUUCUGCUGCAUGCUGCCCUUCCCUACUCGCUACUCUUCUCCAGGAGGCGGAGGUUCGGGUAUCUGCGCCGUCAUUGGUAGAGACGCGUCGUCAGUCGAGCUGUGAGUGGUGCUGGAGGCUGUCAUUCAGUGUAGGGGCUGCUGCCGAGACUCCAGAGAGAGGGAGAUGUCAGAGGCUGAGCUGCUGACACCCUUCAGUAGCAUUAGUGGGGUUCAGCAGCCAGCAUGGCCACAGCUGCCUCCAGCCCCUACACCUUGCUCAGCCCCAGCUCCAUGAUCCACGCGGACAGCCAGGCCAUGCAGCCUGCUAGCCCCUACAGAGGGCAUCAGAAACUCCUUCAGAGUGACUACUUGCAGAGCGUCCAGAGCAACGGACACCCCCUCGGGCACCAGUGGGCGAGCAGCCUGUCAGAGGGCAGCCCCUGGUCGACCUCCAUGGAGCAGCAGGACGUGAAACCAGGACGAGAGGACCUGCAGCUCGGCAUAAUCCAUCACCGCUCUCCGCACGUAGCGCAUCACUCCCCUCAUCACAACAACCAUGGCAACCACCCGGGAGCCUGGGGAACUCCAGUGUCCCACAACUCCUCCAUUACCAGCGGGCAGCAGAUCAACAUCUACUCCCAGACGGGCUUCACUGUCAACGGCAUGCUGGAGCACGGAGGGCUCACACCUCCACCCAACCCGCAGGGCCAAGGCAUGCACCCGGGCCUCAGGGACACUCUCAGCCCCGAUCACAGCGACCUCGGCGGGCACCACUGCCACGACCACUCCGACGAGGAGACACCGACUUCGGACGAGCUGGAACACUUUGCCAAGCAGUUCAAACAGAGGAGAAUCAAGCUUGGCUUUACGCAGGCGGACGUGGGUUUGGCUCUGGGCACGCUGUAUGGUAACGUCUUUUCCCAAACUACCAUCUGCAGGUUCGAGGCACUGCAGCUGAGCUUUAAAAACAUGUGCAAACUAAAGCCGCUGCUGAACAAGUGGCUGGAGGAGGCGGACUCUUCCACGGGCAGCUCCAGCAGUAUAGACAAGAUAGCAGCUCAGGGGAGGAAGAGGAAGAAGAGGACGUCCAUCGAGGUCAGCGUAAAGGGAGUUCUCGAGACGCACUUUCUCAAGUGUCCCAAACCGUCCGCGCAGGAGAUCACCUCGCUGGCGGACACGCUGCAGCUGGAAAAGGAGGUGGUGCGCGUAUGGUUCUGCAACCGGAGGCAGAAGGAGAAGCGCAUGACGCCGCCCGGGGAGCCGCCACCGCACGAGGGACCGUAUUCUCACAGCGGGAGCGCGGGGGACGCCUCUUCGUGCCAUGAUCUCUGACCGAAGCCCCUGGAGGGGGAAUCUCUCCCACCCUCCCACACCCAUGCACCACCACCCCCACGGGCACAGACACUCGAGCGCAAGCAGGGACGCGCAGCCUGUCCCGGCACAGACUCCUUUCAGAUGCCUCCAGCACUGAAUCACAACAAUAACAGAGAGAUACCUGCUCAGCCUUCGUCGUUUUUCAAACUGUCAUGAGGGCAUUACUUUAUAGCGGCAUAUCAAAACAUCACAUUUCAGAUCACUUCUGGAGCCCGCCACUUUAUUUUUCUUUCCUUUAUCUUUUUUCCAUCACGGAUAUGAAUCCAAAAUGUGCCUAAAUGACCUGCCAGCGCCUUUGGUUCGUGUCACCAUCUCUCAUUAGCUCUAUAAUAAUGCUAACAUGAGACUGAUGAUUUGUUUUUGUUUGUUUUGACUUGUUUGGGUGCUCCUGUUGGACGAUCAGUGGCGUCAAACAAAUGAUGAGGCAAAUAUCACUUUCCUUUAAUUGAUUCGUUGCAGCAUCAGAGGCCAUUUUACAGCCCACCACACGCUUCUGUCGUGUUUAUUCUCACCAAUAUUUACAUUCAUUAUUUUGUAACAUACACGUAGCCAGCCUGUAAUUAUUAUGAUAUUAUUAUUAUUAUUAUUUUUGCAUAUGCAAACAUAGGCCGUUAUUCCAAUUUGUAGAGGUAUUGCAACAUAUUAGCACUUGGAGGGUUUUUUCUAUCCAGCUCCUCCCUCGUGGCGGCCUGUAGCUUCCAGCUGUUUAUGAAUCCUUUUAUUUGAUUUUUUUUUAAAAUCAUCUUCGACCACAUAAACUGUGCGGACUCUGAACCAGAGCCCAGAUUAGAAAAAAAGAGUGUUUGACGACGCUACACACCUGCCUAUAAUUUUAAUGUACGUUCAAGUAUUCAAAAGGAAAUUUUAUAAUCUCAAAUACUCCUGUUAUUUGGUUUAUUUCUUAAGUAUUUUUUCCAAUAUUGUACAGUUUUAUAUAUUACCCUUUUGAAGUCAUUAAUUUAAACAAAAUGCUGUUAGUUAUUCAUGCACUUAAUUAGCAAUGUUUAAAAAAAAACAAAUAAAAGCAAACAAACAAAGGGGGGAAAAACAAACAUAUUUUCAGUAAGAUUGAACUGUUUCGGCGGUUUUAUUCCAAAUUUCGAUGACAGCUCAAGUAAUUAUUUAUUUUCAGUAUAAAGCUUGUAUUAUGUUUUGAAAUAAACAAUGUAUGUUGUAAUAAACAAUUUCUUCCUACAGUUGUUCGGUUUGUAAAAAGAGAAUCAGACGUCUGAGGAUAAAUACAUUAUUAUUAUUAUUAUUAUUAUUAUUGAAGCAAAAAGCAAAAUUAUUGUCAAAAUGUUUUCUAGUUUUAGUACAAUUAAAAAAUAUCGGAACUAAACUAAAUUUAUGACUAACUAAAUUAGUCAUAACUUUAAAAAUACAACUUGCAGGUUAACAAUUUCUUUAAUUUAAAAUGCAGA
Molecule: messenger RNA, 2905 nt
Organism: Melanotaenia boesemani (Boeseman's rainbowfish)
Lineage: Eukaryota; Metazoa; Chordata; Actinopteri; Atheriniformes; Melanotaeniidae
Product: POU domain, class 3, transcription factor 4-like
Exons: 1
Coding region: 354-1442 (362 amino acids)
Biological process (GO): brain development; regulation of transcription by RNA polymerase II
Cellular component (GO): nucleus
Molecular function (GO): RNA polymerase II cis-regulatory region sequence-specific DNA binding; DNA-binding transcription factor activity, RNA polymerase II-specific
Source: RefSeq, a predicted model, not a curated record